GAUGGUCAGGAUAGUUAGGAUUUAUCGCUCCGGUCUUAGUGUAGCCUACACACGACAGUAUUAUAAUAGUAUAACAGUUUGCUUGCAGGUGUUAUUGGCAGUGUUAUUUAAUUCAACCUGUAGCUUUCAGCGGAGACUGUGCACUUUAACAGAGGAGCUGCGCUCUCUGGAGGAGGCUCAAGACUCAACAAGGUGUAAAUCUGUGCAGUGAAUCCACCUUAUCCACAUGGCAGAGCCCAACUUCCCCCCGCUGCCGGGAUUCAUCCCAAUCAAGCCGUGCUUCUACCAGGACUUUGAUGAGAUCCCUGAACAGCACCGCAGCAUGUGCAAGAAAAUGUACCACCUGUGGAUGUUGAAUACUGCUACUCUUGUGGUGAAUCUCAUCGGCUGCUUUGCCUGGAUGUUUGCUGGAGGUGGCGUCACCAACUUUGGACUGGCCAUCAUCUGGCUCAUCAUGUUCACUCCCUGCUCUUAUGUCUGCUGGUUCAGGGCCAUCUACAAGGCCUUCAAGACUGACAGCUCCUUCAACUUCAUGCAGUUCUUUUUUGUGUUCAUGGCUCAAGUUGGCAUCAGCAUCAUCCAAUGCAUAGGCAUCCCUGGAUGGGGAGUGUGCGGUUGGUUGGCCACCAUCUCCUACUUCAGCUAUAAUAUUUUGGUUGCGCUCAUCAUGUUGGUCCCUACUAUCAUGUUCACUGCAGUGGCCUCACUGUCCUUCAUCGCCCUCACCAGGAUCCAUAAUUACUACCGUGGCAGUGGGGCCAGCAUGUCCAAAGCUCAGGAGGAAUGGGCCACAGGAGCCUGGAAGAACCCUCAUGUCCAGGCAGCGGCCCAGCAGGCAGCCAUGGGUGCAGCUGCUGGAGCCAUGCAGGAUCAGUACUCCAGCCCGCAAUAUAACGACAACCAGAUGUAGCCUCUUUAAGACAGAGGUGUCGAAGAGAUGAUGUGACAGUUAUGCCAAAGUCUGAGCAACAGGAUUAGGAAGAUUUCACCAUUUCCCACAAUAUUUUUAUUAUCAAGUAAAAAAACUGUUCAUAUUUGAACAUAUCCAGUUGUUACAUUUAGAACAAAUCACUAAUUCGGCUGAAUUGUCAGUGAUUUUAAGAAAUUUUACAGCUCUGAUAAUCUGUGGGAAGCUGGUUUUUGCCUUCCUGUAUUAAAGGGCAUGCUGAUUGUUUGUAGUGUUUUAUAUAAUUUCAUAUGUUUUUUUCUGUUUUGGAGGUUUAAAUGAAACUAGUUUUGAAUGUGUAUUUUACUUUAGUGGCUCCAUGAGAGCUGUGUGCUGAUGUACUCGUGUUGACCUGCAGUUUUAGCAAUUUUUACGAGAGAGCAAAAGAUCAUUUUUGAUGUACAAUAACUUAUUUUGUGAUGAAGAUUUAGUAGUUUAGUAUUAUCUUAUUUAUUAACCAAUGUACUGUUAGAAUGAUAAACUGUUCAGGAUGUAAAGUUACUUUAGUUUUUCUGGUAUCUUAAAUCCAAAGGUGAACCAAAGAUCCGAUGUAAUGUAACUUUCAUUUAACUCAUGCUACUUUAUGUGACCUCAACAUAAUUUGAUCAUAUUUCUAUGCAGUUUUUCAGUGGUUGCACUGUGAUUUGAAAGAGAAUGUUGUAAUGUUGAAAUGAAAUCUGUCUGUACACAAUAAGUAACAGUAUUAUUGCAAGACUCUUUGAUAUACUUGAAGCUCCCUGUUGACGCGUCUCCCUUACACUGAAAACAUCAGAUUUACAUCACAGUGUUAAUGUGUCCAUGUAAACUAAGCAAAAAACAAGUGAAAUAUCUGGAUGUCAAUUUAAGCCAGCUUUUCUCCUGCAGUGCAGCAAUUCAGCCACAGAGAGGCGCUGAUGGUUUUAGUAUGAAAUAAAAAGCUCCAACAUGUACAG
Epinephelus moara (kelp grouper) is the source of this 1878-nucleotide messenger RNA. RefSeq names its product secretory carrier membrane protein 5b (gene scamp5b). NCBI's taxonomy places the organism in Eukaryota, Metazoa, Chordata, Actinopteri, Perciformes, Serranidae. Bases 227 to 910 code for a protein of 227 amino acids. The transcript is spliced from 7 exons. Gene Ontology annotation, biological process: protein transport. The record is from RefSeq and is a predicted model, not a curated record. Gene Ontology annotation, cellular component: recycling endosome membrane; trans-Golgi network membrane.